AUGAAUUACUCGACUCAAUGGAAUACCUCCCGCCCGCUCCUGGCGUCGCACGUCAGUACGAAGUUAUUGAAGUACGGCACGGGAUAUUGGACAAGGCUGGGGCCGACCCAGGGCUCGAGAGCAUAUCGCAAGAGCGAAACAUUCCCCCACCUCGAUUGCUACGGGAGCGACAAGUUGCCAUUUUCUCGUACCUCAUUCGUAGAUAUCCUGGAGAGGUUUCGACUGCCCGCUGCCACCCCCAUGAUGCUGAAAUCAAACUCGACGCACUUCCAGAUGUACACUAUGGGAAGUACGGACCAAGAAACACAAGACCUGGGUCUCACCAUGCGUCUAUCUUCGCGGGGCAUCUUGGAGCUCGAUAUUUCAGUAUCCAUAUCAUACCAACCCAGUACAGGGGCAGUAAACGCUUUUCUCCACGGGUGCACCAGCGAGCAGCAAACUGAGGUGGGAGAACAACUGCGAUAUCUCUCCAUCUUGACCGGGAACCCCCUCCUCCUUCCUAUCAUCCUCGCCGAGAUGAAGAUGGAUGCCAUCAAGGAGCUGGAGCAGAAACUGUGGGGUGAUCUUCUGAGCGUAGAAACACGGAGUGGCCAGACGGGUGCUCCUGCCCUCAAUGCUUGGGAUAAUCAACAAAACGACGGCAGUACCGACUGGGAGAAGCUAGCCGUUGAUGCGCUGAGCGUGAUGCAGAUUGCUCCAUUAGCGGAAGACCAUGCCCAGGCGCUGCUGGUCACCAUCGAGGAGAUAAAAAAGAUGUUGGAUAGAUUGGAUAACGCAACACAGCUUGGAAGAGGCGACUACAUCCGGCAAUCUGGACAUAUGCUCUCAGAGAAGCUGCGGUUUCUAUCUCACGGUACGCAAGUAACCAUGAGCAGGAUCCAGUACAUCGUCAAGCGUGCAGAGGCACAGCAAUCAGCAGUUCGUUCAAGAUCGAAGGAGACACCGGAUCAUCUGUUGGCUGACGAGAACAAGGUUUACAACUACACAGCACAACAAGACGCCCGGCUCCAGAGUUUUAUGGCAAAGCAGUCAAGCCAGGUCGCCCAGGCGGCGAAGCGAGAUAGUUCAGCGAUGAAAGGAAUAGCCGUGCUAACCAUGGUGUUCCUGCCCGGGACUUUCAUGGCAACCUUCUUCGCCAUGCCCAUCUUGGAAUUCACUGCCGACUCCCGUUUACCGAAUGUGAAACACGCAUUCUGGUUGUACUGGGCCAUCACCUUGCCCGUGACCACGGCUGUCCUGGCUAUCUAUCUAUCGUUUCAGAUGAUUAAGGACAAAAGAAAUCAGCGGGCUGAGCUUGGAGUGAUGGCUGUGUGA
Messenger RNA from Fusarium vanettenii 77-13-4, 1314 nucleotides. RefSeq lists its product as uncharacterized. The transcript has 4 exons. Gene Ontology annotation, molecular function: metal ion transmembrane transporter activity. Gene Ontology annotation, biological process: transmembrane transport; metal ion transport. NCBI's taxonomy places the organism in Eukaryota, Fungi, Ascomycota, Sordariomycetes, Hypocreales, Nectriaceae. The record is from RefSeq and is a predicted model, not a curated record. Bases 1 to 1314 code for a protein of 437 amino acids. Gene Ontology annotation, cellular component: membrane.